This is a messenger RNA of Trichosporon asahii var. asahii CBS 2479, 2547 nucleotides long. RefSeq lists its product as uncharacterized. Gene Ontology annotation, biological process: protein import into nucleus. The record is from RefSeq and is a predicted model, not a curated record. Bases 1 to 2547 code for a protein of 848 amino acids. Gene Ontology annotation, molecular function: nuclear import signal receptor activity. The transcript has 9 exons. Lineage: Eukaryota; Fungi; Basidiomycota; Tremellomycetes; Trichosporonales; Trichosporonaceae. Gene Ontology annotation, cellular component: cytoplasm; nucleus.
AUGUCCACCGAGCACCUCCUCGGUGACAUCAGUGUCAUCCUCGAUGCUCUCAUCGGCGUCGACAACGCCCAGCGGCAAGAAGCCGAGAAGAAACUCGACCAACUCAUCAAGUCGAAUGCAGGCGGCGUCCUCCUCCUCCUCGCCCAGGUCGGCGCCCAGGGCGUCGGCGGCUUCCAGCUCGACCAACGUCUACUGGCUCUGAUCUUGCUACGAAGAGUGUCGUUCAAGUAUAACCCGAAUCCGUUCGAUCAGCUUCCAGAAACAACACGGACGCGAAUCGAGACAGUCCUCAUCGCCGGUCUGCGUGAUGAGAUGGACCCGAGGCUCCGGAAGGGUCUUGGAGUCUGCGUCGCUGAAUGGAUCAAGGCGAGCCAAAGGAGGAACCGGCCUUUCACCGAGCUGCAGAACCUUCUGCUCGAGCUCGCGGUCUCACAGCACCCGUUCCACCGCUACACUCCGUUUCAGCUUCUCGACCUUGUCCCCAACCUGCUCUCAAGUGGCACAAAUGAUGGAACGGGACCUCGCGUGGCCGAGCUGCUCCUCGGUGGAAUCCAGGAUCCCAGUGUUGAUGUGAAGGUAGAGGCUCUGAAGGCGACAAGAGCCGUGCUGGACUAUGGGCUCAGCACGAACGAGAGGGAGGCCUUCGGUCCGGGCCUGGUCUCCAAUGCCUUCGAGCCGCUGAUCGACGUUGCCUCGAACUACCCCGAGUUGUUCCAGCCGACGCUUCCGACAGCUCUUCCCUUCCUCCUGACGUGCAUCUCGCCGUCGAACACGGCAGAGGGAAGCCAAUUCAACUUCAGCCGGUAUCACGCGCAGAAGCAGAUGGACUUUGAGGUGUGGGAGGGCGUCGCGAACAUGGCGUACGAGAUUCUGAACAGUCUGAUCGUUUCGAACCCGAUCGAAGCGACGACGUGGGAGAACGGCUACCUGACGUUCGAGAUUGUCAACUCGCUCAUUUCGCGGCAGAUCGCGAGCUUUGCGCACGACGACUGCACGGAGUGGGUCGAGGAGCAGAACCUCGACGACGAGGACGAGACGUACCCCGCGUACAGCGAGGAGAUGCUCGACCGCAUCGCGCAGAUUCUCCAGGACUCGCUGCCGCUAAAGGCUGUUGUUGACCAGGCGAGCAUCCUUCUGAAGCAGGACGAUUGGAGAGCCAAGUACUGCUCUUUGACCGCUAUCGGUACUGUCGCAGCGGGAACAGCAGAGUACAUGAAGAGGGACGUCCGGGGCAUCUUAGAACUCAUCUCACCAGCUGUAAUGGAUCAGCAUGCGCGAGUGCGGUAUGGCUUCCUCUUCGCCAUUUCGCAGCUGUGCACGCAUCUGGAGGGAGUGAUGCAGAACGAGUACUCUGACGCAGUGCUGGACGUCGCUCUGCGAUUACUUGAGGACCCGGUAGCACGAGUACGAGAGGCGGCGGCCGCGCUACUCAUCCACUUCUACGACUACAACGAUGCCCCUGUCUAUGAGAACCGGUUGGAACAAAUCCUGACGGCCCUCAUGAACGCCUUCAUCCAACCGGGACCGAACUACAUCAAGGAGCAGAUUUUGUCGGCGAUCGGCUCGAUUGCGACGCACUCUGGCCCGGCGUUCGUCCCGUACUACCGCAAGAUAAUGGAUAUGAACCUGCGGAUUCUCACCGCUCCGCCAGAGAAGACAGCGGGCGAGCUGCAAAAGCGCCUCGUCGGACGGAGUAUGCGCUGCGCGAGUCUCAUUGUCGGCAAGGAGCACUCGUACAAGGACACGGCAGCCUUGUGCCAAGCCUUCCUCACGAUCCAGAACUCUAUCACGACGCCAGACGACAGCCGACGGCCAUACCUCGGUGACGCGUGGCUCGGCCUGGCGCGGACGAUCGGGCAAGACUUUGCGCCGUUCCUGCAGUUUGUGAUUCCGCCACUGCUGCACGCGGCGUCGUACGUUCCCCCGCCGCCGCCAGAGGACGACGACGACGCGGACGCGUUCUACUACCACCAGAGUGCGGAGAUGGUCGAGAAGGAGGAGUCGUUCAACGUACUCGCGUCGUACGUGCACGAGAUGCGCGCCGCGUUCGCGCCCUACCUCUCGGACACGAUGGCGAUCACGUUAAACGCGCUGGACAGCACCAUGUCGGAGGGCGACGCGCACGCCUACGUCUCGAACCAGUCCAGCCUCGAGCAGCUGUUCGCGAUCCUGAUCCAGUCGAUCAUGCACGUCGAUGCCUCCUCGGCGGGGCAGAUCUACCAGUCCAUCGGGGACAGUAUCCGAGUGCUGAACGGGCCGAUCCCAGAGGUGAACCUGAAGCAGCUGAUCCAGACGACGCACGCGUGGCUCGAGGCGCUCCUCCAGAAACGCCAGGACCGCAUCCGGGACUACCAGGGCGGCAAGAUGAACGACUUUGGGUGGAUCGAGAUUGAGAAGUUUGAGGAGGACAUGGAGAACCAGAGCCUCCAUAUCAUGGAUAACUGCUUUGGGCGCAUUGUCAAGCUCGAUGGCCUUGCGCUGGGAGAGAUCGGACAGGUCGUGCCCCUCGCCAACAAGGUCAAGGAGACGCUGUGCUACUUCAACUAG